This is a messenger RNA of Periconia digitata, 1941 nucleotides long. NCBI's taxonomy places the organism in Eukaryota, Fungi, Ascomycota, Dothideomycetes, Pleosporales, Periconiaceae. The record is from the annotation of a GenBank genome assembly.
UGCAAUCUUUCAAGUUCCACUGCUUGUUCGUACGUUUUGUGUCGGCGAACAUCAGAGCCCUUGAGGUUGGAUCCUUCACUCGCCAGAUUUUCUACCCUGAAACUUCCUCCAGCACAGUUCUUUCAAGUCGUCGUCAACAUGUGGAACCCUUGGCGCGAGAAUUUGAAGGAUACGCCCAAGGAAGCAUUGAACUGGCGGCUAUGGUAUGGUGUUUUUGUCUUUGGGCUCAUGGGCGCUGCCCGAGGUAUAGAUGAAGGCCUCAUUGGCACUACCGCUGAGCUCGUCCCAUUUCAAAAAAAGUUUGGCUUGGAAGACCCGAGCAAAACCAAGCAGCAACAGGCUGAGUUGCUCUCCAACAUCACGUCUAUGGUCCAGAUGGGCUCGAUUCUGGGCUCUUUGGUCGCGUUCUUCCUCACCGACAAGAUCGGACGACUCUGGGCAACACGUCUUCUUUGCGCCUUCUGGAUCGUGGGCAUCUCCAUCUUCCUCGCGAGCUCGGCAACGGGAAGCAUUGGUAUGGUUUAUGCUGGCCGCUUUAUUGCUGGAAUUGGUAUUGGACAGACCACUGUCGUUGCCCCUACUUACCUGGCCGAGACUGCUCCUCGCGCUAUCCGAGGACUAUGUGUCUGCGCUUUCGCGGGUGCUGUAUACGUAGGCAUUAUGCUGGCCUACUUCGCAUCGUGGGGUUCCUCAAUUCACAUAUCCUCUGCCACUGACGCGCAAUGGCUUGUGCCUAACAGCAUGCAUCUCAUGUUCGCUGGCAUCAUCUUCACGCUCUCGUUCUUCAGUAAGGAGUCGCCCCGUUGGCUAGUGAGAGUGGGCCGCCACGAAGAGGCUCUCGAAGUCCUUUCCCAGCUCCGUAACCUGCCAGCCGAUCACGCGUACGUUACUUCGGAGAUUAUCGAUAUUAAUGAUCAGUUGAACCGCGAGCGUGAGGCUACCAUGGGCACUAGCUGGCUCGGUCCUGUUCGUGAACUCUUCACCAUCAAGGCAAACCUGUACCGGGUUCAGCUCAGCAUCAUGUCCCAACUGCUUUCUCAGUGGUCAGGCGCUUCAUCGAUCACAAUUUAUGCGCCGCAAUACUUCGCAAUGAUGGGUACUACGGGUCAAAAUGAGAAACUGUUUGCAACGGCGAUCUUCGGUUUGGUAAAAUUUAUAUCAUCGAUUACCUGCGCCUUCUUCCUGAUUGAUUUCAUUGGCCGCAAGCGCGCACUCUCUUCGGGAAUUACUAUUCAGUUCGUUUCCAUGCUCUACAUGGCCAUCUUCCUUUUCAUGGAUCAGUCCGUGAGCGACAAGAGCGCGCCGCAGUCUGCCAGCCAGAAACACGCCGCCAUGGGCGCCAUCGUCAUGAUCUACUUCAGCGGCUUCGGAUGGGCUCUUGGAUGGAACAGCUUGCAAUAUUUGAUCAAUUCGGAAAUCUAUCCCUUGCGGUUGAGGGCCAUUGGCGGUAGUUUGGCUAUGGGCUUCCACUUCGUGAACCAAUAUGGUAAUUCAAAGGCUGUACCCCUGAUGUUCCUAGGGAUGACCAACGGCGGCACCAUGCUCUUCUUUUCCAUCGUCACUGCCAUCGGUCUUGUUUGGGUGUGGUUCUUCCUCCCUGAAACCACUGGCAAGAGUCUCGAAGCCAUUGAUGAGAUCUUCGAGCUACCCUGGUACCUUAUUGGACGGAAGGGAGCAGAGCUUACUCGCGGUACGGGUGGUAUCUCGGAGGUCCUCGAUGUCGAAGGCGAGAAGUCGGCUACGAUGCAGAUUGAAAAGGAGAAUGUACGAGGAACGGCUGAGGAGACGGCUGAGAGGAGGGUGUGAGUUUGUGGAGUCUGGAAGUCGGAUGGUGGCUAUUUAUUAAGAUGAAGCGCAGCAGUACAGUGAAGAGUAUGGGUUUGCAAUUCCAUAAUAUUGGCUUUGCAAUAUAUAUACCUAGGUACACAUACGAAUAACGAU